AUGAGGUCUGUGGCGUUUGCUCUCUUCCUUGCUGGCCUGUCCCAGGCGUGGGCGGCAACGAGCUUGGACAUCAAAUUCAAGCCUUGCCCCAGCUCUGCAACUAUUCACUCGGUGAAUGUCGACCCGUGUGUUCAGUUUCCUUGCCCACUCAAGCCCAACACCUUCUACAAUGUCACCAUCAACGUCACGGUCGGUGAAGAUGUCACUUCUGGCGACGUGUCGCUGUCCGCCGUUUUCCACGGUGUUCGCCUGCCGUAUCCCGGCUUCAGUCAGAUUCAUAUGUGCAAGGAAUUGUCUGGCGCUGAGUGUCCGUUGAAAAAAGGACAGACGGUUAUCUACAAAUCGGUGAUGUCCAUCCCCAAGAACACGCCGCUUAUAAUUCUACCUAAGGAGAUUCCCUUCAGAUGGUCGGUGAAGGACAAGUCAGACAACGAAAUUCUCUGCUUCGACUCGCUCAUCGGCGUGGAUAAGAGUGGCGUAGAGAUCAGAAGGCCCAUCAUUGCAGUGUAG
Molecule: messenger RNA, 510 nt
Organism: Sycon ciliatum
Lineage: Eukaryota; Metazoa; Porifera; Calcarea; Leucosolenida; Sycettidae
Product: mite group 2 allergen-like Ixo r 2
Exons: 1
Coding region: 1-510 (169 amino acids)
Biological process (GO): sterol transport
Molecular function (GO): sterol binding
Source: RefSeq, a predicted model, not a curated record